CGACGUCCCACCGGCUGUCUGCGCUCAGUGUGAAGAGGGGCGGGUAGGCUGCCGGGUUAACUCAACGCUCAGUACAAAGUCACCAGAAGCCACCAGCAAACAUGGCCAAGCCACUCACAGACCAGGACAAGAGGAAGCAGAUCUCGGUCCGCGGACUAGCCGGGGUGGAGAACGUCGCGGACCUGAAAACUAAUUUCAACCGGCACCUCCACUUUACCCUGGUGAAAGACCGGAACGUGGCCACCAAACGGGACUACUACUUUGCCCUGGCAAACACGGUCCGGGACUACCUGGUGGGCCGCUGGAUCCGGACGCAGCAGCAUUACUAUGAGAAAGACCCGAAACGUGUCUACUACCUCUCCCUGGAGUUUUACAUGGGCCGAACUCUGCAGAACACCAUGGUUAACCUGGCUUUGGAGAACGCCUGCGACGAAGCCACAUACCAGCUGGGUCUGGACAUGGAGGAGCUGCAGGACAUCGAGGAAGAUGCUGGUCUAGGCAACGGCGGGCUGGGUCGUCUGGCUGCGUGUUUCCUGGACUCCAUGGCCUCUCUGGGUCUGGCUGCUUAUGGAUACGGCAUCCGUUAUGAGUUUGGCAUCUUCAAUCAGAAAAUCGUAAACGGCUGGCAGGUGGAAGAAGCUGACGACUGGCUGCGUUACGGUAACCCCUGGGAGAAGGCUCGCCCUGAGUACAUGCGCCCGGUCCACUUCUACGGGAGAGUGGAGCACACAGCCGACGGAGUGAAGUGGGUCGACACACAGGUGGUCCUGGCUCUUCCCUAUGACACCCCAGUCCCCGGCUACAGGAACAACAUUGUCAACACCAUGAGACUGUGGUCCGCUAAGGCCCCGUGUGACUUUAACCUCAAAGAUUUUAACGUCGGCGGCUACAUUCAGGCUGUGCUGGACAGAAACCUGGCUGAGAACAUCUCCAGGGUUCUCUACCCCAACGACAACUUCUUUGAAGGGAAGGAGCUGCGUCUGAAGCAGGAGUACUUUGUCGUAGCAGCAACUCUUCAAGACAUCAUCCGUCGAUUCAAAGCCUCCAAGUUUGGCUCCACAGAGUUUGUGCGUCUUGACCUUUCUACGCUGCCAGACAAGGUGGCCAUCCAGCUGAAUGACACCCACCCUGCUAUGGCCAUCCCUGAGCUGAUGAGGAUCCUGGUGGACAUGGAGAAACUCAGCUGGGAGAAGGCCUGGGACAUUGUGGUUCGUACCUGUGCCUACACCAACCACACCGUCCUGCCCGAAGCCCUGGAGCGCUGGCCCAUCGACCUCUUCCAAAACCUCCUGCCUCGUCACCUGGAGAUCAUCUACGAGAUCAACCGGAGGCACCUGGAGCGCAUCACCAAGCUUUACCCUGGAGAUCUUGACCGCUUGCGCCGAAUGUCCCUGAUCGAGGAAGGGGACGUCAAGAAGAUCAACAUGGCUCACCUGUGCAUUGUGGGAUCUCACGCUGUCAAUGGAGUGGCCCGCAUCCACUCUGAAAUCAUCAAAAACACUGUGUUCAAGGAUUUCUAUGAAACCGACCCUCAGAAGUUUCAGAACAAGACCAAUGGCAUCACACCCAGGCGCUGGCUGGUCAUGUGCAACCCUGGCCUGGCUGAGGUCAUCGCAGAGAGGAUUGGUGAAGACUACAUCCGCGACCUGGACCAGCUGAAGCAGCUUCUGGAAUUUGUGGACGAUGACUCCUUCAUUCGGGAUGUUGCCAAAAUCAAACAGGAGAACAAGAUGAAGUUUGCUGCGUAUCUUGAAGAGCACUACAAUGUGAAGAUCAACCCCAACUCCAUGUUUGAUGUCCAUGUGAAGAGGAUCCACGAGUACAAGAGACAGCUGCUCAACUGCCUGCACAUCAUCACACUGUACAACCGAAUCAAGAAGGAACCCAACAAGUCAUGGACCCCAAGGACUAUCAUGAUUGGUGGAAAGGCAGCUCCAGGUUACCACACUGCCAAGAUGAUCAUCAAGCUGAUCACAUCCAUUGGAGACAUCGUCAAUAACGACCCUGUGGUUGGAGAUCGCCUCAAAGUCAUCUUCCUGGAGAACUAUCGGGUGACUCUGGCUGAGAAGGUCAUCCCUGCAUCUGACCUGUCAGAGCAGAUCUCCACGGCGGGCACUGAGGCCUCUGGCACCGGAAACAUGAAGUUCAUGCUGAACGGAGCCCUCACCAUCGGCACCAUGGACGGAGCCAACGUGGAAAUGGCAGAGGAAGCUGGAGAGGAGAACCUCUUCAUCUUCGGCAUGAGGGUGGAAGAUGUGGAGGCUCUGGACAAGAAGGGCUAUGACGCUGUGUCGUACUACAACCGUAUCCCUGAGCUGAAGCAGGCAAUGGACCAGAUAUCUGGAGACACCUUCAGCCCCGGCCAGCCCGACCUGUUCAAAGACCUUGUCAACAUGCUGAUGCACCACGACAGGUUCAAGGUGUUUGCCGACUAUGAAGACUACAUCAAAUGUCAAGAGAAAGUCAGCGCACUCUAUAAGAACCCUAAAGAGUGGACCAAGAUGGUGAUCCAUAACAUCGCCGGCUGUGGUAAAUUCUCCAGUGACCGCACCAUCUCCCAGUAUGCCAGGGAGAUCUGGGGCAUGGAGCCCAGUUUGGAGAAGAUCGCCGCUCCUGAUGAUCCUCGCUAAACCUUAUCUGCCUCUCCCCCACCUCACUGUAGCCCACCAUGUGGUCUGACCACUGGUGAAUACCCCUGUAGCUUUUUCACUGUGUACUGUGGCAUUGUUUCUUUACAUCACUGACCUCUGUACAACCUCUAUUACUUCCUGUUCAUCCUGCACCAACAUGUAUUGAAAUGGGCUUAUUCAGAAUCUGUAUUUUUUUUCCUCUGUGCACCAGCAAUGCAUACUGUCACUGUUGAGUGAAAACCUUGUAACUCCACGUCAGCCUUUCAGCAGCUAAGAGAAAGCCUUGAAUUACUUUGGAAUCAUGGGAUUCUUCAGUUGUAGUAAAAGCAUUAAAGACGUACUUCCUUAUUUUGUUAGACUAUAUCUUUAAUCCAACUCAGAAUCCCGUACUACAGUUUUCACACAGCAGUGAUUUGAACCACAGUUGACCCUUCCUAAACCCCGCCCCUUUUUGGAACCUCUGUCAACUUCCUCCUUCCCUGUACAUAAAUGUGCUAUGAGCUGUGCUCGUCUUUAUUUAAAAGACAACCACAUUUUGAAGAUGGUUGAAAGUUAAAAGCGACAUAUAGUCAAAUCUGAAGUUAUCUAAUGUUAGCAAAAUGCUAUCUAACUUGUUUUUCUAACAUUAGCUAACUUAAGAUGAUAAAAGACCUAGAUAGAUAGCCAACUACCUAGCAAAUUUACUUUAAUCAUUAGCUGGCUAGUUUAAUGAUCGCUAAACACUAGCUAAUAAGCUAGUUAAUUGAGCUAGUUUGCUAACAUUGGCUAACUUCAGAUUUGACUAUAUGUCGCUUUUAACUUUCAACCAUCUUCAAAAUGUGGUUGUAUUUUAAAUAAAGACGAGCACAGCACAUAGCACAUUUAUGUACAGGGGAGGAGGAAGUUGACCGAGGCUUGCUCAACUGUUAUUGGAGCACAGAGCAAAAAGGGGCGGUACUUAGGAACGGUGAAUUCUAACUACAUUCCCCUUCUACUUCUGAGCCAGUAUGGCUACAAAAACCCAGCAAAUAUGCCAUUAAACCUCAGCACUGUUAUGGUUUUAAACCAACCCAUGUCUUCCAAUGAAGAGAGGGGACACACAGUGGGUAACAUGCACCACAGCCUCGCUGCAGCACUGUGAGUGGAUGGUGUUGGAAGGAAGCCAUGCCUCCAUAUUCACUGCAGAUUAAUGUUCUUAUUAAUAUUUCAUUUUCAAAGACUGCUCUGUCAGUGUUUUAUGGUGUUUGCUGAGUAUAUCCGUUUGUGUGUGUGUAUUAUCAUUAAUGGUCAGGGGAGCCGUGCGAUGCUGAUGUAUUGACGCACCAGUUUAUCUGUGACCUCCUCAGCAUGUUUGUGUCUCAUUCUACUGUACUCUGUUCCUAAAAGUGGCCUGUGUUAGAAAUUAACAAAGCCUUCUCUGCCUAAAACCUAAGUGACUGAAUUUAUCUUUGGAAGGUGUGUGUAUUCUGUGUAGUUUGUUUGUGUGUAUAACAUAGAGUCCAUUGCACUGUGCGUAUCAGUUCGAUUGAUGUACUGUAACGACAUACUGUCCUGCUUCAGCUCCUGCAUAUGACUGUCUGUCUGACUGCUGUGGUGCCAGCUGCAGAAACACCUGUCCACUCCAUUGAACCUCAGUCAGUGCUUUUCUUUUUUUUGGUCAAUAAAUGACAAAACUACUUCAACAA
Messenger RNA from Dicentrarchus labrax (European seabass), 4294 nucleotides. RefSeq names its product phosphorylase, glycogen, muscle b (gene pygmb). The transcript has 20 exons. Lineage: Eukaryota; Metazoa; Chordata; Actinopteri; Moronidae. Gene Ontology annotation, biological process: glycogen catabolic process. The record is from RefSeq and is a predicted model, not a curated record. Gene Ontology annotation, cellular component: cytoplasm. Gene Ontology annotation, molecular function: pyridoxal phosphate binding; glycogen phosphorylase activity. The coding region runs from base 102 to 2630 and encodes 842 amino acids.